This is a messenger RNA of Benincasa hispida (wax gourd), 2587 nucleotides long. It is a transcript of the gene HT1, whose product is annotated as Protein kinase superfamily protein. Lineage: Eukaryota; Viridiplantae; Streptophyta; Magnoliopsida; Cucurbitales; Cucurbitaceae. Gene Ontology annotation, biological process: protein phosphorylation. The record is from RefSeq and is a predicted model, not a curated record. Gene Ontology annotation, molecular function: ATP binding; protein serine/threonine kinase activity.
AAAAAAAAAAAAAAAUAGUCCUACAAACAAAAGAAGCAGUCCAGUUGAAGGGAUUUGGAAACAAGUUAUUAAAUUACAGUACAACAUUGACUACUGACAACUUUACUAGAUUUAGUACAAAACUUUGAUAUACCCCAGAAGAAUACAAUAACAACAGACAGGAAAUUGCAAGAAUUGUAAGAAUUGCAAUCGCAACACCAAUCAAAGUACACAAAUCACGGCUAUUGUAACCAAUUGCUAAGGAAAAAGGAUUUGACACGCACUAACUAAGAACCACAGGAUCUAAUGUCCAUUGCAUUAAGCUAAAGACCACCAUGUUCUUCACUAUUGACUCGGGUCAGAUAGCCACUUUUUCACUUUAGCCUGGCCCACGUGUGCCUGCCACUUGUAGAAAAAUGUGGGUAUUUUUUAUUUUAUUUUAUUUUGUUUUUUGUUUUUUGGGGAAAAAAGAUUGGUAUUGGCAUAUAUGCUUAUUUUCUCCAAGGAGUUGAAAGCUAAUCCAUUGAGGCUUUGCCACUUUGGCCACUUAGCAUUGAUGAUGGGAAAUGAAACAGAAACAGAGGAGCUGGAUUCAGUUGAGAAAAGAAGAACAAAUAAAGUGGUUCCUUCUUUAAAAAGUUCAACUUUUGAUCAAAGAGACGCCAAAUCACGAGACGUCCUUGAAUUAUCUGCCCUUUUUCAUUGUCUUUCUACUGCCAAACGACCUAAUCCUUCUCCUUAUCAUUAUACACAACCGUGAAAAUCAGACCCUUUCCCUUCUCUCUUCUACCUCCUAAUUUUUCUGUUUCUUUUCUUCCUUCUUCCUUCUGUUCCAUUCCCUGUAGCCAUGAAAUCCCAAGUUCUGCCUUUAGGUUUGGCUUUUUCUCUGAUAUGUUCCCGGUCUUUUCAUGAACAUUUGCCUACCUAUAGAAAAGGUGCAAAUGCUUGACGCGGAAAACUGUUCUCUGUGUUUUUUUCUUUUUUCUGCCAAGUUGUUCUUUUGGGUCUUCGUCCUUGCUACCAUUGAUUCAAUAUAUUCAUGAAAAUCCAUAUUCAAUUAUCAUUCUUCUUUAGAACCCAUGUUUUUGAAUCAGUUCAUGCACUUCUUAAAAUCAAUUCAUACUUUCAGAAGGAAAAUUCCUUACGAUCGUUUGCUUUGUAACAUAAAAACAAGCCUUCGUUUGGUAUAGACAAAGUCCAUUUCACUUAAAGAAUCUUCAUGGCGACCUCAUGUUUCGGUUCACUUAGGAUUCGUAAAUCGAAGAACAAACCCUUAUCAACCCCUUCCUCGUUGAAAUCCCAGAUGAAUUCUGAAAUGGAAAAUAUGGAAAGGAGAAGAUUUGACAGUUUGGAAUCGUGGUCGAUGAUCCUAGAGUCUGAAAAUGUGGAAACUUGGGAGACAUCAAAGGAGGAUCAGGAGGAGUGGACAGCUGAUCUAUCUCAACUCUUCAUUGGUAACAAAUUCGCCUCCGGUGCUCACAGUCGGAUAUACCGUGGAAUUUACAAGCAGAGAGCCGUUGCUGUGAAGAUGGUGAGAAUUCCAAACCAAAAGGAGGAAACAAGAGCCAAACUCGAGCAACAGUUCAAGUCUGAAGUUGCCUUGCUUUCUCGUCUCUUUCAUCCCAACAUAGUUCAGUUCAUUGCAGCCUGUAAAAAGCCACCUGUAUACUGCAUAAUUACAGAGUAUAUGUCACAAGGAACUCUGAGGAUGUAUCUUAACAAGAAAGAGCCAUAUUCACUCUCAACAGAGACAAUAUUGAGGUUAGCUCUUGACAUAUCAAGAGGAAUGGAAUACCUCCAUUCCCAAGGAGUGAUCCACAGAGAUCUCAAAUCAAACAACUUGCUUCUAAACGAUGAAAUGAGAGUAAAAGUAGCUGAUUUCGGAACCUCCUGCCUCGAAACACAGUGCCGAGAAUCAAAAGGGAACAUGGGAACUUACCGAUGGAUGGCGCCGGAGAUGAUCAAGGAGAAGCCUUAUACUCGCAAAGUUGAUGUGUACAGCUUUGGAAUUGUGCUGUGGGAGCUCACCACGGCUCUGCUUCCCUUUCAAGGGAUGACCCCCGUGCAAGCUGCCUUUGCCGUCGCCGAGAAGAAUGAGAGGCCCCCAUUACCGGCGAGUUGUCAGCCGGCACUAGCCCACCUGAUUAAGCGGUGUUGGGCGGCGAAUCCGUCGAAGCGGCCGGAUUUCAGCGACAUUGUGGUGGCUUUGGAGAAAUACGAUGAGUGUGUGAAAGAGGGUCUUCCCCUUGCACACCAUAGAAGAUUGGUAAACCGAAACGCCAUUAUUGAACGCUUGAAAGCUUGCGCUUCAACCAGCUCUUCAAUACCUGUACAUGCUUAAUCCUGAUCCGCCAUAGCCUUCGUAAUUCGAAAAGGUGUCAUUUUGGUCAAUUUUCAGCAGCAAAAAAGGAAGAUGAUCAAAUCAAAUACUGUGUAAAAUGAGAGGGCCCCACGUAGAUUCAUGGUCCAUAUCUGAAUCAUGGAACACCGGGCCCAACUUCCUCGGCCCAGCCCACUGCAAAUCUCACUAAUUAUAGUUUUGAUCUUCCAAACUAAAAUUUUUUAUUUUUCUUUUUCUCAUUCCAUCUUUGAACAGUUGAUUAAUUUA